UGGGGCGCCGGAGGGACCCCGAUCCCGCCUCCUGCCAGACCGCCAGCUUGCGAUCGAAACCUAGACUGAGGAAGCUAGAGAAAGGGAGAGAAACUUCGGCUCUUUAGUGUGGUUUUUAUGUUGUAACUGGAGGGAGCUUCGGCCAGCAGGAAAAAUGUCCUUUUUCAAUUUCCGUAAGAUCUUCAAAUUGGGCAGCGACAAGAAGAAGAAGCAGUACGAGCAUGUGAAGAGAGACUUGAACCCCGAGGACUUUUGGGAAAUUAUAGGUGAAUUGGGGGACGGAGCCUUUGGGAAAGUAUUCAAGGCCCAGAAUAAAGAGACAAAUGUUUUAGCUGCUGCAAAAGUGAUUGAUACUAAAUCUGAAGAAGAACUUGAAGAUUAUAUGGUUGAGAUUGAUAUUUUAGCAUCAUGUGAUCAUCCAAAUAUAGUCAAGCUGCUAGAUGCCUUCUAUUAUGAAAAUAAUCUUUGGAUUCUCAUUGAAUUUUGUGCUGGUGGUGCAGUAGAUGCUGUGAUGCUUGAACUUGAGAGACCAUUAACAGAAUCUCAGAUACAAGUAGUUUGUAAGCAGACUUUAGAGGCAUUGAACUAUUUACAUGAAAAUAAAAUUAUCCAUAGAGAUUUAAAAGCAGGAAACAUUCUUUUUACAUUGGAAGGAGACAUUAAAUUGGCGGAUUUCGGAGUAUCGGCCAAAAAUACAAGGACUAUACAAAGAAGAGAUUCUUUUAUUGGCACGCCAUAUUGGAUGGCUCCAGAAGUGGUUAUGUGUGAGACCUCUAAAGACAGACCCUAUGAUUAUAAAGCUGAUGUUUGGUCCUUAGGUAUCACUUUGAUAGAAAUGGCUCAGAUAGAACCUCCUCAUCAUGAGCUAAAUCCAAUGCGAGUACUGUUGAAAAUUGCAAAGUCUGAACCUCCUACACUGGCACAACCUUCAAAAUGGUCUUCAAAUUUUAAGGACUUCCUAAAGAAAUGUUUGGAAAAGAAUGUGGAUGCCAGGUGGAAUACUUCUCAGCUUCUGCAGCAUCCUUUUGUUACUGUGACCUCCAACAAACCAAUCCGAGAAUUGAUUGCAGAGGCAAAGGCUGAAGUAACAGAAGAAGUUGAAGAUGGUAAAGAAGAUGAUGAUGAUGAAGAAACGGAGAAUUCCCUGCCUAUACCUGCUAAUAAGCGUGCCUCCUCUGAUCUCAGUAUUGCCAGUUCUGAAGAAGAUAAACUCUCACAGAAUGCUUGUAUUCUGGAAUCUGUAUCAGAAAAAACAGAACGUAGCACUGUUGGAGACAAAGCUCAAAGCAGUAUAAUUAAUGAGAAAACUGCUGAUGGUGAGCCUGAAAAAAUUGUUGAGAGAAGUAAUGAAGACAUUACUGUUGAUCAUCUUGAAAAUAUUGUAGAGCUCCAAAAUGGGAUAGGAUUAGUUAAGGAGAAUAAGACAGAAGAGAAGGAACUCAAGGUAGAAGAGACAAUAGAAGUGGAAGAUGGUGUGGCGGAAGGAAAUGAAGUGAUGGAAAGAAAAGACAUUGUUCUACCUAUCACCUCCAAAAUAAGUGCUGAUCUAAAACCUGAGAAAGAUCAGGAUCAGGAAGAGCAUCAGAUGUCGGAAAAUGAGAGAAUAAAAACAAUUGGCAUUAAAGAUGCUGCUGACGAUAUAACAGAAUCGGUUUCUGAAGAGACUGGAGAAAAAGAAGAAAAUGUAAGAGAAGUAGACAUUCAGGGAACUGAAAGUGAAGUUAGACUUAAAAUAGAAGUACAGGAUAAAAUAGAAGAGACUGAACUCACCAAAGGUGAGGUGGAUGACACAGAGACAGUGGAAACGGGGGAAGUACUAGAUCUAGACCUGAAGGCAGUUGAAAACAAUGCUAAGGAAUCUCAUAAUGAUGAUGAAAAUGAAAUGACUGAAUUAAAUAAAAAACUAAAACAAAUUAAGCUUGAUGUUGAUCCUCAGGUUAGUGGUAUUGAGGAAACUCAGGUAUCUAGGAUAGAUAAAACAAAUGUUACAGAUCAGAUAUCUAUGGAAGGCAAAAAUGAGAUUAUAUAUGUUAUGAACAGAAGUGAGGACCAUUUAAUCAAUAGUUCAGGGGACAUUUUAGUUACUGGUGAGAAACCAAUAACAUAUGAAAUUGAAGAAAUUAAGGAAACAAACAGCACUGAAGAACUAGAGGUCCAAAACACAGUGAUACAUACUGGAGAAAAGUCAGUAGAAAGUAAAACUCAGGAUAUUCAUCAACCUCUGCUAGACAUAGAACAAACAGAAUUUCCAAGUGAAAUACCCACUAAAAUUGAACCUCAAGUUAUUGUACCUUCACAACCCAGUGAACCUCAAUCUAUUCUCAUACCCAGUAUUAACAUUAACUCUGAAGAGACAAAAGAAAAAGGGGAAAUGGGUACACCAUCCCAAGUUGAAACUUCACUACAUUCAGAACCUGAGAAUCAAAAGGAAAAUGAUACUGAUUCAGGCACCGGUUCCACGGCUGAUAAUAGCAGCAUUGAUUUGAAUUUAUCCAUCUCUAGCUUUUUAAGCAAAAACAAAGACACUGGAUCAAUAUCUUUACAAGAAACAAGAAGACAUAAAAAAACGUUGAAGAAAACAAGAAAAUUUGUUGUUGAUGGUGUAGAAGUGAGUGUGACAACUUCAAAAAUAGUUACAGAUAGUGAUUCAAAAACUGAAGAAUUAAGGUUCCUUCGACGACAGGAGCUUCGAGAAUUAAGAUUUCUCCAGAAAGAGGAACAAAGAGCCCAGCAGCAGCUCAACAACAAAUUACAGCAACAACGGGAACAAAUUUUCAGGCGAUUUGAACAAGAAAUGAUGAGUAAGAAGCGACAAUAUGACCAAGAGAUUGAAAACCUAGAAAAACAACAGAAGCAGACAAUAGAACGCCUAGAACAAGAACAUACAAAUCGCUUGCGAGAUGAAGCCAAACGUAUUAAAGGAGAACAAGAGAAGGAACUGUCCAAAUUUCAGAACAUGCUGAAAAACCGAAAGAAAGAGGUUAUAAAUGAAGUGGAGAAAGCACCCAAAGAGCUGAGAAAAGAGCUCAUGAAACGCAGGAAAGAGGAGCUUGCACAAACCCAGCAUGCUCAGGAACAAGAAUUUGUUCAGAAGCAACAACAGGAAUUAGAUGGAUCAUUGAAAAAAAUCAUCCAGCAGCAGAAAGCAGAGUUAGCUAAUAUUGAGCGAGAAUGCCUCAAUAACAAACAGCAGCUCAUGAGAGCUCGUGAAGCUGCUAUUUGGGAACUUGAGGAACGACACUUACAAGAAAAGCAUCAGUUGCUUAAACAACAACUCAAGGAUCAGUACUUCAUGCAAAGACAUCAACUACUUAAGCGCCAUGAAAAGGAAACAGAACAAAUGCAGCGAUAUAAUCAACGUCUAAUUGAAGAGUUAAAAAACAGACAGACUCAAGAAAGAGCAAGACUACCUAAGAUCCAGCGGAGUGAAGCCAAGACUCGGAUGGCUAUGUUUAAGAAGAGUUUGAGAAUCAAUUCAACAGGCACCCCGGACCAAGACCGUGACAAAAUUAAACAGUUUGCUGCUCAAGAAGAAAAAAGACAGAAAAAUGAAAGGAUGGCUCAGCACCAAAAGCAUGAGAAUCAGAUGCGGGACCUUCAGUUGCAGUGUGAAGCUAAUGUCCGAGAAUUACAUCAACUACAGAAUGAAAAAUGCCAUCUCUUGGUUGAACAUGAGACUCAGAAACUAAAGGAGUUAGAUGAGGAGCAUGGCCAAGAAUUAAAGGAGUGGAGAGAAAAAUUGAGACCCAGGAAAAAGACACUGGAAGAAGAGUUUGCCAGGAAGCUUCAGGAACAAGAAGUGUUCUUUAAAAUGACUGGGGAGUCUGAAUGUCUUAACCCUUCAACCCAGAGUCGUAUCUCCAAAUUCUAUCCAAUUCCUAGCCUGCACUCCACUGGAUCAUAACUCCAGAAAGUAUGCUUGGUCUUUUUUAAAAUUUGCUAUUCUCUUCAUCUUUUGCCACACUAAAACCUACAACUUCAUUGGAGAGUUCAUGAAGACAAUCACCUGCAUCACUGUUUAAGUGGGUUUU
This is a messenger RNA of Gracilinanus agilis (Agile Gracile Mouse Opossum), 4031 nucleotides long. RefSeq names its product STE20 like kinase (gene SLK). NCBI's taxonomy places the organism in Eukaryota, Metazoa, Chordata, Mammalia, Didelphimorphia, Didelphidae. The record is from RefSeq and is a predicted model, not a curated record. Gene Ontology annotation, biological process: protein phosphorylation. The transcript has 19 exons. The coding region runs from base 155 to 3904 and encodes 1249 amino acids. Gene Ontology annotation, molecular function: ATP binding; protein serine/threonine kinase activity; protein binding.